Messenger RNA from Lodderomyces jiufengensis, 909 nucleotides. RefSeq names its product Yhm2p (gene YHM2). Gene Ontology annotation, cellular component: mitochondrion. Gene Ontology annotation, molecular function: tricarboxylate secondary active transmembrane transporter activity. The transcript has a single exon. Gene Ontology annotation, biological process: alpha-ketoglutarate transport; mitochondrial citrate transmembrane transport. Lineage: Eukaryota; Fungi; Ascomycota; Pichiomycetes; Serinales; Debaryomycetaceae. The record is from RefSeq and is a predicted model, not a curated record. Bases 1 to 909 code for a protein of 302 amino acids.
AUGUCUACUACAAAAAUUGAAAAAAAACCAAUUAGUUUUUCAAAUAUUCUUUUAGGUGCUGGUUUGAAUAUGUCUGAAGUUACAACUUUAGGUCAACCAUUAGAAGUUAUUAAAACUACAAUGGCAGCAAAUAGAAAUUUAACAAUGGCUCAAGCUGCAAAAUUAGUUUGGAGUAGAGGUGGUAUACUUGGAUUUUAUCAAGGUUUAAUACCAUGGGCAUGGAUUGAAGCAAGUACAAAGGGGGCAGUAUUAUUAUUUGUAAGUGCUGAAGGUGAAUAUAGAUUAAAAAGUUUAGGAGCUUCACCAUUUAUAAGUGGUAUGGGAGGUGGUGUAUUAGGUGGUUUAGCUCAAGCAUAUUUAACUAUGGGAUUUUGUACAUGUAUGAAAACUGUUGAAAUUACAAGAGCAAAACAAGCUAAAACUACUGGUGUACCACAACAAACAAGUUUUCAAGUAUUUCAAGAAAUUUGGAAAAAAGAAGGUUUAAAAGGUAUAAAUAAAGGUGUUAAUGCAGUUGCAAUAAGACAAAUGACAAAUUGGGGUUCAAGAUUUGGUUUUUCAAGAUUAGCAGAAGAUGCUAUUAGAAAAUUUUCUGGAAAAGGAGAAAAUCAAAAAUUAUCAAAUUUAGAUAAAAUUUUUGCUUCUGUAAUUGGUGGAGGAUUAAGUGCAUGGAAUCAACCAAUUGAAGUUAUUAGAGUUGAAAUGCAAAGUAAAACUAAUGAUCCAAAUAGACCAAAAAAUUUAAGUGUUUGGGGUGCUUUUAAAUAUAUUUAUAAAAAUAAUGGUAUUAAAGGUUUAUAUAGAGGUGUUACUCCAAGAAUUGGUUUAGGAGUUUGGCAAACUGUAUUUAUGGUUGCUUUUGGUGAUAUUUUUAAAAAAAUGUUAAAUACUGAAGGUACAGGACAUUAA